Fonsecaea pedrosoi CBS 271.37 is the source of this 1128-nucleotide messenger RNA. RefSeq lists its product as uncharacterized. Bases 1 to 1128 code for a protein of 375 amino acids. The transcript has a single exon. Gene Ontology annotation, molecular function: protein binding. The record is from RefSeq and is a predicted model, not a curated record. NCBI's taxonomy places the organism in Eukaryota, Fungi, Ascomycota, Eurotiomycetes, Chaetothyriales, Herpotrichiellaceae. Gene Ontology annotation, cellular component: nucleus; cytoplasm.
AUGUAUGAUCCUCGAGGAUCUAUGGGCUUAGGCUUUUCCGGAUAUUAUCGGUCGGUAGCGUACUUCCCGCUGUUCUACUCGUCGCUGCUAGGUGUCGAGCACGCCACCUGCCGCCUGAUCGAGAGCGGAGCUGAUGUCAACCAGCAAAUUCCAGGGUAUAGUAGUGCACUUCAUGCUGCUGUGAAGUGCGGUCACUAUGAGAUUGCUCAGAUUCUGCUUGAAUCCGGAGCAGAUGCCAACCGAUGGAAUGAAGAUUAUGGCACGCCAUUGGAAUGUGGCGUAGCUGAACUACAUCUGAGUAUCUGCCAGCUGCUUAUCGAUCACGGGGCCGAUGUGAAUGCUGCCACCAUACAUGGUAGUGUCCUGCUGGCGGCCGUGGCCCGACUAGACCCGUCCACAUUACAUGGUGUCAAAAUCGUGCAGCUGCUGCUUACCCACGGUGCUAACGUCAAUGCUCGGAUGGCUAGAGGCUGGGACGAAGAGUACACAGCUCUAUAUUUAGCCUCAGCAAAGGGUUUUCUCGGAAUUGUUCGACUCCUCCUUGAUAGGGGAGCCGAUAUCAACGCUACGGGUGGAAAUAAGGUCGGUACUGCUCUACAGGCAGCCUCAGCAUACGGGCAUCUUGAAAUUAUUCGACUACUCCUUGAUAAAGGGGCCGAUAUUAACGCUCCGGGUGGAAAUUGGGUCGGUACUGCUCUACAGGAAGCCUCUAGACACGAUCGGGUUGAGACUGUACAGCUAUUGCUCGAACAGGGGGCGGAUGUCAACGCUCCAGCUGGAGAAAAUGGCACUGCUCUGCAGGCGGCCUGUGCGGGAAGAUUCGUUCAAAUGGUUCAGUUGUUGCUCACACACGGUGCGGAUGUCAACGCGUGGACGGAUUAUUUGUUGCUUACCAAACAUUACGAAAGAGAAAGGCCCAGCACCGCACUGCAGUGUGCGUUGGUGGAUGACCGUGCGAAUAUCGUGGAGCUGUUGAUUGAAUAUGGCGCAGACAUGAGUGCGACAAAUGUAAAUGGCCGCACAGCGCUGGAUUUGGCGAAGAAGUGGGGAAAGGAGGAAUCAAUCCAGGUAUUAGUCAAGCGCGGAGCGACAGAGACAGACGCGGUGUCAGAGCCAGAGUCAGAGUAG